Messenger RNA from Bacillus rossius redtenbacheri, 4774 nucleotides. RefSeq names its product merlin (gene Mer). The record is from RefSeq and is a predicted model, not a curated record. Gene Ontology annotation, biological process: regulation of gliogenesis; positive regulation of early endosome to late endosome transport; positive regulation of protein localization to early endosome. The transcript is spliced from 13 exons. The coding region runs from base 141 to 2009 and encodes 622 amino acids. NCBI's taxonomy places the organism in Eukaryota, Metazoa, Arthropoda, Insecta, Phasmatodea, Bacillidae. Gene Ontology annotation, molecular function: integrin binding; actin binding. Gene Ontology annotation, cellular component: cytoskeleton; plasma membrane; filopodium.
GGAAGUUACCACUCUUUCCGUAGGAGUAAUGCUCGUUGGCGAUAGGUGAUGUUUUUGUUUUGAGAAAGAUGUGUUUGAUAUCGUAAUUUUAAUUUACAUUUGUUGCUCAACUAUUAUGUCAGUCGACACUGUGAAAUAAAAUGAUUGAUAAGAUGCCCCAGUUUAGACGUAAAAAGUUUGGCAAGUCAUUUCCAGUUAAAGUUUCAACUUUGGAUGCUGAGCUAGAAUUUUAUUUGGAGGUAAUCAUGGAUGCCUUACACAUUGCUGAGGCAGGUUGUAGUUUGAAUUGGCGAGCAACUGGUAGGGAUCUUUUUGAGUUAGUGAGUCGCACCAUUGGCCUGCGCGAGACAUGGUACUUUGGGCUGCAGUAUGAAGACAACAAAGGAUUCAUUUCGUGGCUCAAACUGGACAAGAAAGUGCAGGACCAGGGCAUCUCGCAGCAGCCACCCACGUCCUUCAACUUCCUGUGCAAGUUCUACCCGGAGGACGUGGCGGAGGAGCUGGUGCAGGAGGUGACCCAGCACCUCUUCUUCCUGCAGGUGAAGCAGGCCAUCCUCUCCAUGGACAUCUACUGCCCACCAGAGGCCUCUGUGCUACUUGCGUCCUACGCCGUCCAGGCCAAGUAUGGCGACUACGAUGAACUCACGUACCAGCCGGGCACCCUGGCGAGCGAUGACCUCCUGCCCCAGCGGGUGAUCGACCAGUACCAGAUGACGCCGGAGAUGUGGGAGGACCGCAUCAAGAUCUGGUAUGCUGACCACCGCGGGAUGUCCCGCGACGAGGCCGAGAUGGAGUAUCUGAAAAUUGCUCAAGAUCUUGACAUGUAUGGCGUCAACUACUUUCCUAUCACGAACAAGAAAGACACAGAGCUGUGGCUGGGCGUGACAGCCCUCGGCCUGAACAUCUACGAGCGCGAGAACAAGUUGACGCCUAAGACGACCUUCACCUGGUCCGAGAUCCGACACAUCAGCUUCGACGACAAGAAGUUCAUCAUCAAACCGGUGGAGAAGUCGUCGCCCAACUUUGUGUUCUUCUCCCAAAAAGUCCGCAUGAACAAGCUCAUCCUGGACUUGUGUAUCGGCAACCAUGACCUGUUCAUGCGGAGGAGGAAGCCGGACUCCAUGGAAGUCCAGCAGAUGAAGGCUCAAGCCAAGGAAGAGAAGUCGAGGCGGCAGAUAGAGCGCAACAAGCUGGCACGGGAGAAGCAGUUGCGGGAAGCUGCGGAGAGGGACCGGGCGGCCAUGGAGCAGAGGCUCAUGCAGUACCAGGAGGAGAUCCGACUUGCCAAUGAGGCCUUGCGUCGCUCGGAGGAAACUGCAGAGCUGCUGGCGGAGAAGUCACGGGUCGCGGAGGAAGAGGCGAUGCUCCUGAGCCAGAAGGCGAGCGAGGCAGAACAAGAGAUUGCUCGCCUACGACUCGGGGCCAUGAAGAAUGAGGAGGAGAAGAUGUACCUGGAGCGGAAGACGCACGAGGCGGAGGUGCUGACCAAGCGACUCGUGGAUGAGUCGGAGCGGCGGGCGGCCGAGGCAGAGCGGCUCAAGGAUGAGCUGAUCCGGGCGCGGUUAGCGGAGAAGCAGGCCAAGGAGAAACUGCUCGAGUUCCUGUCGCGCCCCGCGUACACCAACAUCACGCCGGUGCCGAACUACUACCCCGGGGGGCAGGUGCUGCCCUCGGAGCUGCAUGCCGACCUCUGCUCCCUGCAGGUGGACGCAGAGCCGCUGCCGACCGACCUUACCUCGUACGACCUGCUCACCAGCGGAGACAUGGAGCAGCUGUCGCUCGAGAUCGAGAAGGAGAGGGUGGAGUACCUGGAGAAGAGUAAGCACCUGCAGGACCAGCUGCGUGAGCUGCGCUCGGAGAUCGAGGUGCUGAAGGUGGGCGAGAAGCAGAGCGAGCUGGACCAGUUGCACGACCAGCAGGUGCGGCUGGGCGAGAACAAGUACUCCACGCUGCGCAAGGUUAAGAGCGGCUCGACUAAAUCCCGCGUGGCAUUCUUUGAAGAACUGUAGAUGAAAGAAGCCUGAUCCAGGCUCCUCGUUUAUAAGGAAAUUGAUCUUGUGAAGAGCUGUUUGCAACAAUAUUUCUAUUCCACCAUGGACUGUGGUGGCAUUCAUCUAAAAAAAGAUCACAAGAGUGAUAAGUUUAUUCGUGGUUUCAAUUAUGAUGUCGUUUUGAUUUGUUGUAGCCUUGCUUUUUACUGAUGUCUCUAUGGCAUGUGCAGCUUAGUAAUUAAUGACUGAACAUUGGAGGAAAUUCUUUGAACUCUGUAAAUAUGUAAAUAAGUACAGAAGUACCGAUCGUGUUGAUUGGUGCUUAAAAAUCGUGUCCUAAUAGAAUAGUUUCAGAUGUUCAAGGUAUUGGUGCUGUUUCUCUGGUACCUGUUACAGUAUUUAAGCCUAGUUUCAGGUAAAGCAUGACUGCCGUCUGCAAAUGUCAGUUUUGGGGAAAGACUCUAAUCAUUGACCAUUAGUUUGUCUCCGUGUCACUUCCUCUCAGACUUGCUUGAGGAAGUACUGUCUUAGUUUUAACUGUAUUUAGGCCAGUGAAAAUUUGUAUCAUUUGAUUUUCAUAAUUCAGCUGUGUUAAAGCUUGGUAUAUAAUUUCAUGGAAUGCCUGAAGUUAAUAAUCACAGUUUGCAACAAAUAGUUUCCCCUCAAAGUCAGUGGUGUUUAGUAUUUAACUAUUUUUUGGGAAUUUUAUGCAACUGUAUUAAUUUUAUCUUCCAAUCUCUUAUCUCUGCUUUUAUAAAGGAAAACCUUUAAUAUGAAAAGAUAAAAAAUCAUUAUUGCAUAAGAAUGGUUUGAAUCAAUACAAUGUCUUUCAGCUCCAACUCUCCUUAAUUCUUAUGUUUAAUUGAGUUCAAACCAUAACAGUUCCUCUGAAUAAACUACCAUUAUUAUUUACAUGUGUUUAUCUAAAAUGCAGAUACUAAUUAAUAAUGAUUACUUUAUCAUAAUAUCGAGAUCAACAGAUGAAUAGUUUAUUUUUAGUUUGUGUUGUAUAAUUCUUAUGACGAAUACACAAAUACUAAUUUGGUAACCUGUUAGUUUCUAAUCUUGUUCAAUGUCUUACUUACAUUUAUUGCAUUUGUCUUUUUAUUUUGCAGACAGUUUCAUUGAAACCCACAUUAAGAGGUGGAAUAAUUUUGCAUGCAAAAACUACCGCCUUUUAAAAUACUAGUUCAUUAAAUAUGCAAGAGGCAAAAAUGGAAUGCAUGCAUUUACCAACUUUCAAUUUCUUGAAUUUUGACUUGGCCUUAUAUAUUUGAAGUUAAGUAUUCCAGAAACUUUGAAAAACUUAAAAAUUUAUAUGAAAGGAUACAAUUUCCUUUUUGUUGCAUGUUUUCACUUGGUUAACUUUAACACAAUGAAAGUAAAUUGGUUAACUUUCACACAAUGAAAGUAAAUUACUAUUCCUUUUGAAUAAAAUUAUUGAAAUUUUCACACAUUUUCAUUAUAAACAUGAAGUAUCAAAUGAAACUUGAAGAAUUAUUUUCCUACAAUUUUACCAUUUCAAGUUUUAGGGUUGGUGACAGCUUGUGACUUUUUAUAUAUUAUUAUUAUUUUUAUUAUUAUAUUGCAUUAGUUGGUCCUGCAAAGUUUAUAAUCCCGGCCUAACAUUGCCCUGAACAUCUCUGACAGUAAUAAACAAUAGAAAUGUUUCACCCAAUUACAUGCAACCCAGUCCAAAGGGAGAGAAGUCUCUGGUCUAGGUAUUGACCAUUGGACACACAAGGCUGAGAAUGUGUAAGUUAGUUACAACAAGAAUCCAAAAAAUAAUCACGGCUUUCCUCAUAUUGUAUGGGUGCUAAAAAGUUCAACAUUUUAAAAUUAUAUUGGUAACCAUGCAGUAUGUUUAUGCACUAUCAGUUUAUCAUCAGCCUCUUUUUAGUACAUGUUGGUGUAUGUGUAUUUUUAGUAGAGAAUGUUUCUUAAAAUGGUUUUACAUUAUAUUUGUCUAGAAACUUUCUUGUGUAUGAUUGGACUUCUUACUGUAGACUGUAUUUUUGAUUGUCAAAACUAUUUGUCAUGACAAGGCACUACAGUUGAAUUAUUUUUUUCAUAUUUUAUUUUGUUUAUAGUUAAAUAUUUUACAGUUUAUAGCUUGCAAACAUGCAGGAGGAAGAAUACUGAUUUAUUUCACACAGGAAAGUUGUAAAGUAAUAGUUAGGCUAGUUUAAAAAAUGCAUAAUCUUCAAAUAGCCUCCACAGUGUAUGGUUGUGAGUGCAGCUUCAGAGUUAAUUGUUUUUGAGAAUGAUUUUGGCUUCUGAAUCAGGGUGAACUCACCCAGAUAGCAGAUGUGACCAGCGGGUGAUUGUCAAACAGCGCAGAGCAGUCCAAUCAAACACCUGGCCUUUUCCCACAGUUCCACACAGCCACAGCAAUUGAUAAACAAUGCUAUUUUGUUUGUGAGAUUAUUUAGUCAGUGCCUGAGACUGUGGACUUGCAUGUCCACACAUGAAGUUUUAGUAUAUUCUGUUACAUGUCUUCAGAGCAGCACUAGCCUACUGUAAGAACUGAUGUUCGCCCUCCAGCCACUUGAAACCUGUAGCAGAUUAUCUACUUUUGUUUUUGGGCUCGUAAUGUGUGUCAGUAUUAAUGGAAAUGUCUUCAUUCUUGACUUUCCAACCGGGGGUCUGUAACUUGUAAAUUAUGUACUCUAUUUGUAAGAUGCAAGUAGAAUGUAUUACUCUGUAAAAGCAGUUUGUUUAGGACUGCAUUGAAGUAUGUACCCUUGUUUUAAAUACAUAAAAAUAAAUUUUUUACAUUUAAA